This is a messenger RNA of Mycena citricolor, 1044 nucleotides long. Lineage: Eukaryota; Fungi; Basidiomycota; Agaricomycetes; Agaricales; Mycenaceae. The record is from the annotation of a GenBank genome assembly.
GCACAAUCUUAUUCCUUUUCCCCAUGUCAGACCCACUGCAGCUGCAAAGUACUAACAAAGUAUUCGGAGGGGAGCUACGCAAGUACAAGUAUAAGUCCGCUGCAUUGGGCGGUCUGGAUGCCAACUUCAACGUGUUUCUCCCUCCCCAAUCCUUAUCGGGAACCAGGGUUCCCCUUCUCGUUUAUCUUGCCGGUCUGACGUGCACGGAGGACAACGGCCCAAAAGGGUGGCUUUUUGGGCCGGCAGCAGCCCACGGACUCGCGAUCUUGUUCCCGGACACUUCGCCACGGGGAGCAGGCGCUCCCGAUGAGGACAAAGACUGGGACUUUGGGACGGGGGCGGGAUUCUACCUGAACGCAACGAACCCAGCCUUCGCCACCCAUUACAACAUGAUGACGCAUGUGACCAUGGAACUGCCGCUGACAAUCGAGGCAGCGGGCCUUCCCAUCGUCAGACACGAAACGCCAAUCGGUCUUCGGACACAGCAUGCGUCUAUCUAUCGAUCUGCAGGCGGCCACGGUGCUCUGACACUGUAUCUGGCCACCAAAACUAAUCAGUAUCGCUCCGCGUCGGCGUUCGCACCGAUCUGCAACCCCAUCAACUGCCCAUGGGGCCAGAAAGCAUUCUCGGGGUACCUCCAGGGCGGCGCAUCGGAAGCGAAGGAACUGUAUGAUGCAACAGAACUCAUCAAACGGCGGACCGAGCCUGCGAACAUCUUGGUUGACUACGGCACAGGCGACAAUUUCUACACGCAGGGACAGCUCCUGCCAGAAAACUUCGCCAAAGCAGCCAAAGAGGCAGGCCAAAGCGAGCAGCAAGUCCAAGUCCGUGCUCAGGAAGGCUACGACCACAGCUAUUUCUUCAUCUCGACAUUUGCUGAAGAACACGUCAACUUCCACGCGAAAUUCUUGGCUUGAGAAAGCAAUGUAUGAUUAUGAUUGUACAAUGAGCAAUGCAGUUUGAUCCUUCACGAGAGCGUCAAGACAAGUCCCAGAGCGUCAGCCGACUUUGUUGCGAUACGUGAUCUUGAGUUGGUCGAUCUCG